GGGCCCCGCCUCUUCCGGCCCGCGAGGUUUGAUUCCUUUGGCGGGCGGAAGCUGCUGGAACUUGAAUCCUGCAGAGAUUCCCAUCGACUCGUUCCGGCUUUGCUAGACUCUUCGGCCGGCUGCUUCAGCUUCUGUCCUGUUCGGUCCUGCCGGGCCCGCUGCCCUUCAGGUUCUUUUUGUCAUUUUGAAUAAACUUCCAGGUGGACUAUGAAAGAUUAUGACGAACUCCUCAAAUACUAUGAAUUGCAUGAAACUAUUGGGACAGGUGGCUUUGCAAAGGUCAAACUUGCCUGCCAUAUCCUCACUGGAGAAAUGGUAGCUAUAAAAAUCAUGGAUAAGAACGCACUAGGGAGUGAUUUGCCCCGAGUCAAAACUGAGAUAGAUGCCCUGAAGAAUCUGAGGCAUCAGCAUAUAUGUCAGCUCUACCAUGUGCUAGAAACAAAGAACAAAAUCUUCAUGGUUCUCGAGUACUGUCCAGGAGGAGAGCUGUUUGACUACAUAAUCUCCCAGGAUCGCCUGUCGGAAGAGGAGACCCGAGUCGUCUUCCGUCAGAUACUGUCUGCAGUUGCAUAUGUCCACAGCCAGGGCUAUGCUCACAGGGACCUCAAACCAGAAAAUUUAUUGUUUGAUGAAAAUCAUAAGCUAAAGCUGAUUGACUUUGGUCUCUGUGCAAAACCCAAGGGCAACAAGGACUACCAUCUACAGACGUGCUGUGGAAGCCUUGCUUAUGCAGCUCCUGAACUAAUACAAGGGAAGUCGUAUCUUGGAUCGGAGGCAGAUGUUUGGAGCAUGGGCAUCCUCCUAUAUGUGCUUAUGUGUGGAUUUCUACCAUUUGAUGAUGAUAAUGUCAUGGCUUUGUACAAAAAGAUAAUGAGAGGGAAAUACGAAGUUCCUAAGUGGCUCUCUCCCAGUAGCAUUCUGCUUCUCCAGCAGAUGCUUCAGGUGGACCCAAAGAAACGGAUUUCUAUGAAAAAUCUUUUGAACCAUCCCUGGAUCCUGCAAGAUUACAGCUGUCCCGUUGAGUGGCAAAGCAAGACUCCUUUGACUCACCUUGAUGAGGAUUGCGUAACUGAGCUUUCUGUACAUCACCGCAACAGCCGGCAAACAAUGGAGGAUUUAAUUUCGUCGUGGCAGUAUGAUCACCUCACAGCCACCUACCUUCUGCUUCUAGCCAAGAAGGCUCGUGGGAAGCCAGCUCGCCUACAGCUUCCGUCCUUCUCUUGUGGAACUGCCAGCAGCACUCCAAAGGCAAAGAAUUUGAGCCUGGAAGAUAUGACCACAAGUGACGAUAACUGUGUGGCUGGAUUAAUAGACUAUGAAUUGUGUGAAGAUAAUUUAUUAGCGCCCAAGACACCACAGGUUACCAAACACUUGGCAGAAUCAAAUUAUGUAGCAUCUAGAUCACCAAUGCCAGGGGUACACAGACCAUUGGCAAAUAAAUUAAUGGACAAGGAGAAUGUGUGCACUCCCAAGUCUUCUGUGAAGAACGAAGAACAGUUUGUAUUUUCUGAGCCGAAGAUUCCAGUUAGUAAGAAGCAGUAUAAGAGAGAAAUACUCACCUCACCAACCCGUUUCACAACAUCUGCAAAAGCUAGAGCCCAGUGCCAGAGAGAAGCCCCGGUUAGAACGCCAGGGAAAUCCGCAGGAGCAGACACACUAACGACAGGUGUCAUUAGCCCCGAGAGGAGGUGCCGUUCAAUGGAAGUGGAUCUCAACCAGGCACACAUGGAGGAUACCCCUAAAAGGAAAGGAACCAAUGUGUUUGGGAGCCUUGAGAGAGGAUUGGAUAAGGUUCUCACUGCACUUACAAGGAACAAGAAGAAGGGCUCUGCCAAAGAUGGGCCAAGAAGGCGAAAGCUGCAUUAUAAUGUGACUACAACUAGACUGGUGAAUCCCGACCAGCUCCUGGGUGAACUCAUGGCUAUUCUUCCCAAGAAGAACGUGGACUUCGUACAGAAAGGUUACACACUAAAGUGUCAAACACAGUCUGAUUUUGGCAAAGUGACAAUGCAGUUUGAACUAGAAGUGUGCCAGCUGCAGAGACCUGAUGUGGUGGGCAUCCGGAGACAGCGGCUGAAGGGUGAUGCCUGGGUUUACAAGAGAUUAGUGGAAGAUAUCUUGUCUGGUUGCAAGAUGUGACUGAUGGGCGGUGUCCGUCUGCCCCAUGAAUGUGGGUGUGGUGCUGCACACAAGAAGACCUCGAGAUUGGUUUGAUUUUGGGGCCCAUUGGAACUACAAGCUCAUUUAAAUAGCCAUCUUCAAGACCAAUGUAUUUUUGCUUUUUCAACAAAAAUUUUUACUUUGUGGCUCAAUCCAAGGCAACUCUCUGUCAUUAUCUAUUCCUCUCUGUUUUAAUCAUGUGGCUUGGUAUGUUAGUAACUUUUUUAUAUUCACUUCCAUCAGGGAAUGCCAGCUCUUCCUUGUGACUCAUUUUGAUGUACAAUUUCUUUCUGAACUAAAACCAUUUGUGAAUAUAUCAAGCUCUUCUUUGUAUCUGAUUUUGAUCCAAAUAAAACCUCGAAUGGCUUCCUGACUGUUAAGUAGAGA
Messenger RNA from Mastomys coucha (southern multimammate mouse), 2547 nucleotides. It is a transcript of the gene Melk, whose product is annotated as maternal embryonic leucine zipper kinase. The transcript has 18 exons. Gene Ontology annotation, cellular component: cytoplasm. Gene Ontology annotation, biological process: microtubule cytoskeleton organization; protein phosphorylation; intracellular signal transduction. Gene Ontology annotation, molecular function: tau-protein kinase activity; ATP binding; protein serine/threonine kinase activity. The record is from RefSeq and is a predicted model, not a curated record. NCBI's taxonomy places the organism in Eukaryota, Metazoa, Chordata, Mammalia, Rodentia, Muridae. Bases 208 to 2139 code for a protein of 643 amino acids.